CGGGGGCCACCCCCGGCGGCGUCCCGGUGCCGGUGCCGGCCCCUUGGCAGUAGGCGGGGACGCGGUACCCCCGGUGGCGGAGUGAGCGGGAGCAGAGCUCGGGAGAGCGCCGGGUCCUUGCGCCCAGCCCCGCGGGGAUGGCGGCCUGCGGGCGGCUCGCAGCCUGAGCCUGGCGGCGCGGAGCGUUCGGCGGAGCUUCUGAUCUUCGGUUCAACUCGUGUGUCAUGGAUGAAACUGCGUUGUCCCUUGGAACGAUAGAUGUUUCUUAUGUGUCCACCUCAGCAGAGUGCAGCGUUGGUAGAUGUAAGCAUUCCAAUGAAGAAUGGGGAGAGUGUAACUCUAGGCCUCCUCUCUUCCGAUCUGCCACUUUAAAAUGGAAAGAAACUCUACUGAGCAGAAAAAGGCCAUUUGUGGGACGAUGUUGCUACGUAUGCACUCCCCAGAGCCGGGAUAACUUCUUCAAUGCUAGUAUUCCUUCUUUGGGUCUACGUAAUGUCAUAUAUAUCAAUGAAACACAUACCAGGUACAGAGGAUGGCUUGCAAGACGGCUUUGCUAUGUUCUUUUUGUGCAAGAGAGGGAUGUUCAUAAGGGUAUGUUUGCGAAGAAUCUGACAGAAAAUGUGCUGAAUAACAGCAGAGUGCAGAAGGCCAUUGUAGAUGAAGCUUCUGAACCAAGCGUUCCAGGUAGUUUUGCUCAGACGGAUCCUAAAGCUAUCAACAAAGUGAAGAAAAAAGCUAGGAAAAUUCUCCAGGAAAUGGUAGCAAAUGUGUCACCGGCUUUAAUCAGGUUGACUGGCUGGGUGUUACUGAAGUUGUUUAAUAGCUUUUUCUGGAAUAUUCAGAUCCACAGAGGUCAAAUAGAAAUGGUCAAAGCAGCAACAGAGAUGAAUUUGCCCCUUAUUUUCUUGCCUGUUCAUAAAUCUCACAUUGACUACCUGCUCCUUACAUUCAUACUUUUCUGCCAUAACAUCAAAGCACCCUAUAUUGCUGCAGGGAACAAUCUCAACAUCCCCAUCUUCAGCACAUUGAUCCGCAAGCUAGGAGGAUUUUUCAUUCGUCGAAAGUUAGAUCAGAGUCCGGAUGGUCGUAAGGACUUCCUCUACAGAGCUUUGCUCUAUGUGCACAUAGAGGAAUUGUUGAGACAGCAGCAGUUUUUAGAAAUAUUCUUGGAAGGCACAAGGUCUCGAAGUGGAAAGACAUCCAGUGCUAGAGCGGGUCUUUUAUCUGUGGUGGUGGAUGCUCUCUUCUCAAAUGCUACUCCUGAUGUCCUAAUUAUACCUGUGGGAAUCUCCUAUGAUCGCAUAAUUGAAGGUCACUAUAACAGUGAACAGCUGGGCAAGCCUAAGAAGAAUGAAAGCCUUUGGAGUAUAGCUAGAGGAGUCUUCAGAAUGCUACGGAAGAAUUAUGGGUGUGUCAGAGUAGAUUUUGCACAGCCGUUUUCCUUAAAAGAAUACGUCAACAGCCAAAGUCAAAAACCUGUGCCUGCUCCUCUUUCUCUGGAACAAGCUUUGUUACCAGCUAUACUUCCAUCAAGACCUAAUGAUACUGUGGAUGAAGGUAGAGAGGCUUCAUUGCCUAACACCAGGGAUAUAACCAGUGAGCCCUACAGAAGAGAGCUGAUAGCUAACUUGGCUGAGCACAUUUUAUUCACUGCUAACAAGUCCUGUGCGGUGAUGUCCACCCACAUUGUUGCCUGUUUGCUGCUGUACAGACAUAGACAGGGAACUGAUCUUUCCAGGUUGGUAGAAGAUUUCUUCUCCAUGAAGGAAGAGGUCUUAGCCCGUGACUUUGACUUGGGUUUUUCAGGGAACUCAGAUGAUGUUGUCAUGCAUGCCAUCCAUUUGUUGGGGAACUGUGUAAAUAUCACAAACACUAGUCGAAACAAUGAGUUCUUCAUCACUCCCAGCACAACGAUACCUGCUGUCUUUGAACUCAACUUCUACAGCAAUGGAGUUCUUCAUGUAUUCAUUAAAGAGGCAAUUAUUGCCUGCAGUCUUCGUGCAGUUCAGAGUAAGAGGUACAGAAAUGGUACCAAUGGUGCUUCCCCCAGUUUGAUUAGUCAAGAACACCUUGUCCGAAAAGCUGCCAGCUUGUGUUACUUGCUCUCUAAUGAAUUUACUAUAUCUUUGCCUUGUCAGGUGAUAUAUCAAGUCUGCCAUGAAUCAGUGGAACGGCUAAUACAAUAUGGUAUUCUUCUGGUUGCCGAGCAGGAUGAUCAGGAGGAUGUUAGUCCCACUCUUACAGAGCAGCAGUGGGAUAAAAAACUCCCUGAACCAUUAACUUGGAGAAGUGAUGAGGAAGAUGAAGACAGUGAUUUUGGAGAAGAGCAGAGAGAUUGCUACCUGAAGGUGAGUCAGUCUCAAGAGCACCAGCAAUACAUCACUUUCCUGCAGAGGUUACUGGGACCUUUACUGGAGGCAUAUAGCUCUGCUGUCAUCUUCGUGCACAAUUUUAGUGGUCCUGUUUCAGAGUCUGAAUACAUUCAAAAGUUACACAGGCACUUAAUAAGCAGGACAGAGAAGAAUGUUGCUGUGUAUGCUGAGAGCGCUACCUACAGUCAUGUGAAAAAUGCAGUGAAAGUCUUUAAGGAAAUUGGGGUUUUCAGUCAAACAAAACAAAGGAGAGACACUAUUUUGGAACUUAGCACUACGUUCCUACCUCAGCGCAACAGGCAAAAACUACUGGAAUUCAUCAUGAGCUUCAUGGUACUAUAGAACACAUACAGCACCUUUGUCCAGGGACAUGAAGACAGGUUUUGAGACUCUGUCAAAGCCUGACAACAUUUGCUAAUCCUUCAGACUUUAAGGUGCCACUGUCUGGGUAAGGCCUUCUCUGACUUGAACUACUGGAAGACAAGUGCCUUAUUAUGUAUGCAUUUAUUAGUUUCUUACAGUCCCAAUCCUGUUAUGAUACUUGGAUGACACUUCGGAUACGAGUUAAAUAUGUUGCAAAAAAUAAAAUAAGCAAUUAGGUUUAAAAUGGAGAGUGAAGUUUUAUCAGUGUUAUGUUUUAAAUAAAUGUACUUUUGAAGACUGUAACAGAUGCACAAAUACAAAUAUUUGUGAUCUAUAGCUAACCCUGAGAUCUUGAGUUUAGUGGCAACACAGCUUAUGGCAUAAACAACUAACUUCCAUUCCGAUCCAGUUUUAUUGUUUUAAAUAAAUGGUUUCUAAAAUUUUGCUUAGGCAGGUUAUAUACUUCAUGGAUAAAGCCAUAGAUUUGCAUAACUGCUAACAUAAAUGCCAAAAUUCUAAUGAGAGUAACAGUUACAAACAUCUGAGAAAAACGAUCAUGUAGCAGAUGAUUGUGAGAAGUGUUGUCAGCAGGCACAGCUUGCACUAUUAGAUCUGAAUAGUGCAGUGGUAAAUUGCACUAAUCACUGCUGUCUUGAAGAAUGUGAGAGUAGCUUUUUUGUUUUUAUUGUGGCAUCUGUCCUUCAGUUAGUUGAAAGUCAGGAGACAGUUGCCGAAGUGUGAAUAUCUUGUAAAAUCUUAGUUUACUAUUUGAGAAGAGCUAUUAAGAUUUUUUUUUUUUAAUUAAUAGGGUGUCAGAUUUUUUUUUUAAGUGGAGUAAAAGCUUGAUUUGGUGAAAUAAUUUUUAAUUUUGACCCUAAAAUUUCAGCAAUAACUUUUGCAAUUAUUAGGAAAACAGUGGUUCAUAUUGUAUUCUGUUGCUGAACAGAUUUAAAUUAGCACAAAGGAGUAGCCUCUAGAAACAUAGAAUGUCAUAAACAAUGUCCUUCGGGCUCUAAUUUAACUGGCUUGUAAGAAAAAAAAAACAAAAAACAAAAAACAACAAAUGAUGAAUAAUUCUGUCCAAUGAAACAGGACUCUAGUCUUGCAGUGUCAUUGUUUUGCACAGAGGACUUGCACUGUAGAUUUCAUCUUAUGUGAGAGGAGGUUAGAUUGCAAGCUGUGGUCCUGUGUUUUUAGUACAGCUGAUCUAGUUGAAGCAAUAACUUGGUGGUACAUGAAGCUGGUUUGCUUGUGAAAUGUCUUUUCCUCAUUUAGAUUGCCUUUGCUAUGAGGGAAAUCAACAUUUCCAUUACUGCAGUGUUUCACUUGAUUCUCACAUCAUGGCCUUGUGAGCAGAAAAUCCCCCCAAAUUCAUCACGUGAAUCUCUGUUGCUUAGCAUAAAUAUGGACAAACAUACUUGAAUCCCAGCAUUUGCACUGUUAUGCCAGCACAAAACUGAUGCACAUAAUUUGAGUUUGUGGCCAAGGAGCUUGCAUUCGUACUGCACAUUCGUCAACAAGAAUAUUUCUGUAAUUUUUUUUAUUAAAUGCUAUUAAUAUUUGAAACCUGUGGUUUAUAGUUUGUUAGCAUUAUACAAUUAGCACUGUGAGAUGCAUGUGUUUUGUCACUAAACCAGGUGCUCUACAACACUUAAAAGAAUUUCUGAACCAAAGCUACAUUAAUAUGGAUACAAACUGACCAGAGAACUGCAUCUGUUUUUGUACACUUCUGCUGUUUUGGCAGGGUAGUGACUAGCACAUGAUUUGUUUUGUGGAGUCCUCUAUCUCUUUAGGAAAGUUUCAUCUCAUUCUAGCUAACGUGCACUGUUGGUUAACCCAGUGAACGCUCAUACAACAGUUGUUGCUGAUGGCUUCCAUUUAAUGUCAAAAAAGACUAGGUGCUUCUGAAUAACAAGUCUCAGUUUACUACAUUUCAGUAAAUCUGAAGUGUACUAACAGUGAAGACUGUAUAUAAAAAGAUUUUUAUAAAUGAAGCAAUAUGAAGCAAACAAAACUUGAGUCAUUUUAUUAAGAUUGUUCUGCCAACAAUCUGUAUUAUUUACCGUAAAACCCAGGAGUACUAAGGUCACUGGAGUGUUCUGGCUAGGUGUCGCAUCUAAAGAUAACUUAUGGAUUACCUUUUAAAAAAUAAAAAAAUCUGAUUAAUGUAAGUCAAUGAGAGGGUAGGGUACUAUGCAUGUGAAUACACAUUAAUGAAUCCUUUUAGUAUGCAGAGGGAGGGUACGCCUCUAAGACUGUGUUUUGUAAGAAAAAACUGCAUGUGAGAAGUCAUGUACUAUGAAUCAUCUGCCAGUGGAAGCCUUUGCUUUCUGCAGCAAGUGUGUAUGUAUGCAAGCAUGUAUAUUAUGACACACAACUAUGCUUUUUUCCUGAAAAUAAAGCACAGAAUAAAAAUAAUCAGACUGUAACAGUCAAAAACUAUACCCAACACUUUUGCACUGUAUUUAUACCUUCAGUGUCUUCUGAUUUUAUUAAUCUCUCAUGUUUCCUUUGCUGAUACAACACCAGGUUGAGUUAACCUUGGUAAAGUUAACUAGUAAAGAAGAAAUUAUGGACUCUGAAUUACCACAAAUGUAUUUUAAGACUCUCCUCUUAUAAAGGCUUACACAAGUCCCAUCAUUCUUACAAACAUAUUACUCAGGUGUGCAAGUCUUUUGGGCCAGGGUCUUUCAUAAGAAGUGAAAUGUAAUGCUUUCAUAUGCAUCCUAUAGAUCUUGUAUUUUAGAGUGAUAGAAAAAUUCCAUUUGCCAUGCUGCCACAACUACCCAGUCCCCCGGGGAUCAUAAUUUUGUUAACGUUUACUCUAAUCACAGUGAUGUAUGAGGCAUACCUGCCUUCUCUUUGACAGCAUAGGGCUUUACUCACAUAUCUUCGAUUAGGAAGUGAAUACGCACACUUAUAUUUAACGGAACUGACCGCCUGCUCCACGAAGUAUUGGAAUCACAAAUUUAAAAGAAGGUUGAGCUGGAGGUGUUGUAAGAUACUGUUGCUAUUUUGUUUCUGUGCUUAGGAGACUGGUACUGCUUCCUUGUGAAUGUUACCGCAGUUUACUUGUUACGUGUAAUGGGUGUCUAUUGUAGAAGCACAGAGGUGUACUGGAUUCAUUUUAAUAAAUUAAACUGUUUGCUAAUAUGACAU
Messenger RNA from Cygnus olor (mute swan), 5894 nucleotides. RefSeq names its product glycerol-3-phosphate acyltransferase, mitochondrial (gene GPAM). NCBI's taxonomy places the organism in Eukaryota, Metazoa, Chordata, Aves, Anseriformes, Anatidae. Gene Ontology annotation, molecular function: glycerol-3-phosphate O-acyltransferase activity. The transcript is spliced from 21 exons. Gene Ontology annotation, cellular component: plasma membrane; mitochondrial membrane. Gene Ontology annotation, biological process: phospholipid biosynthetic process. The coding region runs from base 225 to 2714 and encodes 829 amino acids. The record is from RefSeq and is a predicted model, not a curated record.